CAGAGUACCCCAAGAUCUUGUCGGAAGCUUCACUUUCUUGCUUAUCAAACUUCAGUUCCAGUUGAUAAUAAGGGAAUCAUCAUAACAUCAGGUCUCCCAACACAGCAUCGAGGUGCCCAGAGUAGAGCAAAUCUCUGACAACAACCUGGCACAAGUGGAGACAACUGACGAAUCAUGAUCAUGAGGACCCCCGCGCUGAUGUUAGUGUUGGUACUGUGCACAGCUUCUACAAUAGCAGACACAGACAAAUGGUACCGGUGUACUUACAAAAAUUGGGCUUUGUCUUGUGUAAAAACGAACCUCAGACAAGUUCCCCUUUUGGUUCCCAGUGACACAAGGGAUUUAUAUAUUUCUUCUAACUACAUAACGACACUUUAUAAUGACUCGUUUGCUGGUAUGGAUAGACUCAGAGUCUUGGAUGUAUCAAGGAAUCGCAUUACUAACAUCGAAGCAGCAACUUUCCGGAACCUGAAAAACCUAACACUGUUGAAACUAGGUGGGAAUAGGUUACAGGCAUUGGCGUCUAAUGUGUUUGAGAACCUGUCCUCCCUGCAAAGGUUAAAUUUAGAUCAAAACAUGUUUACCAGCACGGCAACCAUUAGUUUAGCCUUGUUCCCUCUGACUUCUUUGCAGAUCUUGAAUCUAAAUUUGAACAAAAUGUCAAACAUUCAACUCGAACCAGAGUUUGCACACUUGAAAAAACUAAACACACUGGAUCUUGCUGGAAACUCAAUUUCAUUCCUGAACGCAGAGUCCUUCCGGGUGAUAGAGAACCAUUCCCUCACUCAUCUUAGCUUGAAUAGUAACGAUCUCACCCACAUACCAAACCAGGCAUUGAUGCCCUUUGCAAGUGUAAAGGAAAUAGCUUUCUCUAAAAAUGCAUUAACAGCAAAACACUUGCUUUCAGUAUUCAAUAACACCAGAGGGUUAGGCAUUACAAACUGGACAUUAUCUAAUAACAACAUAACUGAACUGACAAAUGUCACAUUUUCUCCAUUAUUUGCUGAAGAAGUCAUCUACCUUAGUCUAAGUGAUAACGUUAUAAGACACAGUGACUUUGCUGGUCUUUAUAAUCUGCAACGACUUGACCUGGCUGCUAAUGAGAUUGCCAGAAUUGACCCAGAUGCUUUUCACGAUUUGUUCUCUAUUCUAGUACUAAACUUGAACCACAACGUUUUUGGAAGAUAUGGAAGUCCAAAACGAUCUCCUUUUCGAAACCUGUCAUCCCUUACCGAACUGCAUGUUGAUUAUCAAAGGUACACAGCAGGGAUAUUUCCUGAUGGGUACCUGAAUGGCCUGACGUCUCUCCGGCUGCUCUCACUCACAUCACUGAAACUGGUAUCAUUGGAAAGCAAGACCAACAAAACUUCAAUUUUCCAAAAUAUGACAAAUCUUAGAUACUUGGGGCUUACCCAGAAUAUGAUAAGCAAUCUUACAAGAGAUACCUUUGCAGGGUUGACCAAUCUCAGGUACCUGUAUCUAUUUUCUAAUUCCAUCAGAGCUCUUCCGGAAGGCGUGUUUAGAGAUCAAGGCGGGCUACAAUAUCUAGAUCUCAGAAACAAUGGAAUCGUUACACUUUCUAGUACUGUGUUCAUCCCCUUGAAGUCACUAGUUGUACUCAACGUUUACAGCAACAGUUUUGCCUGUACUUGUGACAUAGAAUGGUUUCACGACUGGAUAGUUUCAAGCAUGAACACGACUACAGGUGUACAGGGUGUCUAUUUUGAAGCCCAUACAAACUAUACUUGUACAACUCCAGCAAACCUGAGAAACAAACGUCUGAUUGACAUUAACUUUGACAAACUUGGCUGCAGAUCUAAACUCAGCUUUUACGUAGCAAUAGGGCUGAGUGUCACGUUUGUCAUUUUGUUCGUCACCAUCAUACUGAUGUACCGAUAUCAUUGGUACGGACGAUACGCCAUGUUCCUACUCCGGGCCAAGUUUAACAAGUAUGAAAUCAUCAGAGAGGAAGAGGAGAACCCCAAGACGUACGACGCCUUUGUGGCACACAACAGUCACGACAGCGCUUGGGUCAUCCGUCAGCUCCUUCCACAGUUAGAACGAGGAGAUCCUCCAGAGUUUCGUCUCUGUCUGGGCGAACGGGACUUUCAACCAGGAGCCCCUAUAGUGGACAACAUCGCCGAGUCCAUCUACGAAAGCCGCAAAACCAUCUGUGUCAUCACGCGGAACUUUCUGGAGAGUGACUGGUGCAGGUUUGAGAUGCAGAUGGCGACGUAUCGUCUGUUUGAGGAGCACGUGGACUGUUUGAUUGUGGUGUUCUUGGAACAGAUUCCAGCUCAGAGACUGGCCAAGUACCACUCCCUGAGGCGGGUGAUGUGCAGGAACACCUACCUGGAGUGGCCCGAGGAGCCCGAGGCCAGGGAUCUGUUCUGGGAACGACUUCGUGCCGCACUACGAACACACAGGCCUCUCAAUCAUGAAUUCAAUGAAUAAACGUAAAAGCAUGAUUACGAGCAACAUCUCAAUGUAAAGGGAAAUAUGUAGCUUAUGCCACUUUUUUCACUUGUAUGAUAUACAUCUUUACCUUUAAUACACUAGCUAUAUCAAGACUUGAGCUGGUUUAUCAGCUU
This is a messenger RNA of Branchiostoma belcheri (Belcher's lancelet), 2591 nucleotides long. RefSeq names its product toll-like receptor 13. Gene Ontology annotation, biological process: immune response; inflammatory response; toll-like receptor signaling pathway. Bases 175 to 2454 code for a protein of 759 amino acids. NCBI's taxonomy places the organism in Eukaryota, Metazoa, Chordata, Leptocardii, Amphioxiformes, Branchiostomatidae. The transcript has 3 exons. The record is from RefSeq and is a predicted model, not a curated record. Gene Ontology annotation, cellular component: membrane. Gene Ontology annotation, molecular function: protein binding; transmembrane signaling receptor activity.